AUGUCGGGUUAAAUCCUUAAUAAACUUAUUGAAAUUCCCCGGUUCUGAUAAUUAAAGUCUCUAACAGGUAUCCAUUCUUUAGAUUAGAGAUGCCUCCCUCGAAGAAAAGCAAAGGUAAAAGCAACUCAGCCGAGUUAACUCAGCCGGCUGUUUCAACUCCCAAAAUUCCGGCGUGCAUCCGCGCCAUUCCUCCGUCGUCCGUCGCCAUCACGAUCCACGCCAAGCCAGGGUCCAAAAUCGCCACCGUCACUGACUUGGAUGACGAUGCAGUUGGUGUCCAAAUAGACGCACCUGCUAAAGAUGGUGAAGCUAAUGCUGCCCUAAUAGAUUAUAUAAGCUCCGUUAUUGGGGUCAAAAGAAGACAAGUUUCUAUAGGUUCUGGAUCGAAAUCCAGGGAUAAGGUCCUCAUUGUCGAGGAUGUUACUUUGCCGGGUGUUUUUGAUGCUCUCGCCAAAGUUUUGAAAGAUCAGUGACGGAAACAUCAGAUCAAAUGAAAAGAAUUUACAGGGCAGAACUCGAGACUCUGAUCGUGUAAAUAGGUGCUAAAUGUGCAAGUACAUGAAAAUACUCUUUAUUACCUCUUCUUGAUCGAUGUCCUACUAUUUUGUAUUGGUCUGUAGUGUAGUGAAUUUCAACUGAUGUUGCCAGAUUCGGCUUCUCCAUUUUUGCAUUUAAAAAGUUCAUGUCA
Messenger RNA from Nicotiana attenuata, 688 nucleotides. Its product is annotated as UPF0235 protein C15orf40 homolog. Lineage: Eukaryota; Viridiplantae; Streptophyta; Magnoliopsida; Solanales; Solanaceae. The coding region runs from base 90 to 473 and encodes 127 amino acids. The record is from RefSeq and is a predicted model, not a curated record. The transcript has a single exon.